AUGGCCGCCAAUGCCUUGACGAUUGAAACCUUCACUGAAUAUGGAAUUGGCAUGCUCUUCCUCUUGGUCCGGUUAUAUGCUCGACUAUAUGUAGGAGGUCUUCGCGGCCUCCGCCUGGAUGACGUUUUUGCUGUUUCUGGCAUGAUAUUUUGGUCCAUGCAGACUGCUAUCAUCCAUCUUCUGGGGGUGUAUGGCAACAAUAUCGGGUUAAACGAGCAAACAGCUAUGCUUGUCCCAGACAGCAAAAUAUCCCAUAUGAUCCUCGGAUCAAAGCUGGCCUUCAUGAACUGGAUAUGGUACAUCUGCUAUAUUUGGUGUCUGAAGGGUGUUCUUCUUUGCCUUUACUGGAAACUCACACAAGGAACUUGGCACCGUCAUCUCGUUACAGGAGCUGCAGCAUUCUGCGUGAUUACCUGGUUGAUUUGCCUAUUGACACACAUCUGCAUUUGCAUGCCAGUUGAGCAGAACUGGCAGAUCAAACCCUACGCAGGAGGCAAGUCCGACGCUUGCAUAAUCCUGAUCCCAAUCCCAAUCCUCGCCAAACUCCAAAUCCCACUCCAGCGCAAGAUAAUCCUGGUAGUCAUGUUCUCCUCAGGAAUCUUCAUUAUGAUCUCCACAAUUCUGCGCGCUUACUACUCACUCUCAUCCAUCACGAACCUCGGCACAGCACUCGGCUGGGCAGACCGCGAAUGUUUCGUCGCAGCCAUCGUUGUUUCCCUACCCGGCAUCAAACCGCUCUUCCGCAACACGCGCUGGCUGGGCUCGUCGAAUCGCAAGAACUCCAAGAAUCCGUACUACAACAGCGAUGGGUACAAUGGGGCUGGGUCGAAGUCCGGAAAGACGAAGACGUUUGUUUCGUCACGGUCUCGAAAGAGUGGCGGGUUUGAGCUGGAUGGUGUGCUGAAUACAAAUAAGGGGAGUCGCGUUUCCGAUGCGGGGAGUGAAGAGUAUAUUCUUGAGGGAAGUCAGCAUGUGCCAGCUGGUGCUGGGCAGCGGGAUCCUAUGGCCAUUCGGGUUACGACGGAGUAUACUCUUGAACGUGAGCAGGGCAGGUCGGAUCAGCGGAGGUCUUAA
Molecule: messenger RNA, 1074 nt
Organism: Penicillium egyptiacum
Lineage: Eukaryota; Fungi; Ascomycota; Eurotiomycetes; Eurotiales; Aspergillaceae
Source: the annotation of a GenBank genome assembly